Vombatus ursinus (common wombat) is the source of this 1126-nucleotide messenger RNA. Its product is annotated as serine/threonine-protein kinase A-Raf-like. The transcript has 8 exons. The record is from RefSeq and is a predicted model, not a curated record. Gene Ontology annotation, cellular component: mitochondrion; cytosol. Lineage: Eukaryota; Metazoa; Chordata; Mammalia; Diprotodontia; Vombatidae. Gene Ontology annotation, molecular function: ATP binding; protein kinase activity. Gene Ontology annotation, biological process: protein phosphorylation. The annotation marks the transcript as partial.
CCUGCGAUCCUUUCCCAAGCCCCUGGGGUCUCCCCAAGAAUGCCUAGCCUGUCCUCUGUGGGGUGGGGUGGGGUGGGAUCUCCCUCAUCCCAGCUGGUCCCUCUGGGGGCUCCCCGUCCUCCCCAGCCUUCCUAGGGUCUCUCUUUUCUCUUCUGGCUCCAGUUUCUACCGCAGUGUCCAGGACUUGACUGGAGGCCCUGGUGCUCAUGAGCCCCAGCCUGGCAGCCAGGCCCUAUCUGAGCCCCUCGCCCCAAAGAGUCCCAGGACACAAACACAGGUCUCCCAUGGGGAGACUUUUGCUUUCCCUGGGCCUGGAGGCCCACCCCUGCAGAGGAUCCGCUCCACGUCCACACCCAACGUGCACAUGAUCAGCACCACCAUGCCGGUGGACAGCAGGCUCAUACAGCAGGCAGCCCAGGCCUUUGCUGCUGAAGGAACAGUGGGGGAGAGGACCCCCCAAGGCAGUCCUGGCCCCAGCCUCGUGUCCCCCCCUGGAAGGAAAUCCCCACACCCCAAGUUCUCAUCAGAGCCCCUUGAGCGCAAGCCCUCAGCUUCAGCUGAUGAUAAGAAGAAAGUGAAGUCUCUGGGCUACCGAGACUCAGGCUACUAUUGGGAGGUAGCCCCAGGGGAGGUGCAGCUGCUGAAGCGGAUCGGGACAGGCUCAUUUGGGACUGUGUUCCGUGGGCGAUGGCAUGGGGACGUGGCUGUGAAGGUGUUAAAGGUGGCGCAGCCCACAGCUGAGCAGGCCCAGGCCUUCAAGAAUGAGAUGCAGGUCCUCAGGAAGACUCGCCACGUGAACAUCCUCUUGUUCAUGGGAUUCAUGACAAGGCCUGCCUUUGCCAUCAUCACCCAGUGGUGUGAGGGUUCCAGCCUCUACCACCACUUGCAUGUGGCUGAUACUCACUUUGAUAUGGUACAACUCAUCGAUGUGGCCCGGCAGACAGCUCAGGGCAUGGAUUAUCUCCAUGCCAAGAACAUCAUUCACCGAGAUCUCAAAUCCAACAAUAUCUUUCUGCACGAGGGGCUGACGGUGAAGAUUGGAGACUUUGGGCUGGCCACGGUGAAGACGCGAUGGAGUGGUGCCCAGCAAGUUGAGCAGCCCACUGGCUCUGUGCUCUGGAUGGUG